GGGCUUUUUACACUGGCUAGCAACAAGUUGUCUUCACUUCUGAUUACUAUAUCGGUUGAAGGCAGCAGGUGGUCAACGUUCCUCGAAGGACAAACCAUGUGAAUGGAAAUAUGAAGCUGUUUUAUUAUACGACUGAAUUGUUUUAUGAAAGCGCGUGGAGUGACAUGGACGGUGUGGAAUAACUAGUUUUGUGCGUUUUAACAUUUUAUUUGACAUAUUUGAAAGGCGUGACAAAUGUUCGGUGCACAUUAAAACAGAAAUUGUGCCUCGAGUCUGCGCUCGUAACGCGCAUCCGGAGUUUUGUUUUUGCCUACCUUAACUUCUUUUUAUUUUACUUCUCGCUUAAAUAUGGCUUUUGCAAGAUUCAGCAAAAUUCUUCGGUUGUCUACCUUUGACAUUAAAAAGAAAGUAAAGCAAUACGAACACGUCCACCGUGAUAUAAAUCCCAACGAUAUAUGGGAAAUCAUCGGGGAGUUGGGCGAUGGAGCGUUUGGAAAGGUUUACAAGGCCAAAAACAAGGAGACCGGCGUCCUGGCUGCGGCCAAGGUGAUCGAGACCAAAUGCGAGGAGGAGCUGGAGGAGUACAUGGUGGAGAUUGACAUCCUGGCCAAAUGUGACCACCACUACAUAGUCAAGCUGAUGGAUGCCUUCUACCACGACAACAAGCUCUGGAUCAUGAUCGAGUUCUGCGCUGGGGGAGCUGUGGACGCCACCAUGCUAGAGCUGGAUCGUGGUCUCAUGGAGCCUCAGAUCAAGGUGAUCUGCAGGCAGAUGCUGGAGGCCCUGGUCUACCUGCACAGCAUGAAGAUCAUCCACAGAGACCUGAAGGCCGGGAACAUCCUCCUCACCCUGGAAGGGGACAUCAAGCUGGCUGAUUUUGGAGUGUCGGCCAAAAACGCCAAAACCCUCCAGAGAAGAGACUCGUUCAUAGGAACACCAUACUGGAUGGCCCCAGAGGUGGUGAUGUGUGAGACCAUGAAGGAUGCUCCGUACGACUACAAGGCAGACAUUUGGUCCCUGGGGAUCACCCUGAUCGAGGUGGCCCAGAUCGAGCCCCCCCACCACGAGCUCAACCCCAUGAGGGUCCUGCUCAAGAUCGCCAAGUCCGACCCACCCACCCUGGAACAGCCUGCCAAGUGGUCACGGGAGUUCAAGGAUUUCCUGAAGAAAUCCUUGGAUAAGAAUCCAGAGAGCAGGCCAACUGCCGCCCAGCUCCUGGAGCACCCUUUCAUCAGCUCCGUGAAGACUAACAGGCCCCUGCGUGAACUGGUGGCCGAGGCGAAGGCUGAAGUCAUGGAGGAAAUCGAGGACAAUAGAGAGGAAGGAGAGGAGGACGACCCGACGGAGCUGUCUGUGCCUGCAGGUACAGAGCAGACCAGUUUGGAGGGGGACCACCCUGCCAGCACCCCCACCCCCACCCCCACCGUCACCCUGACCCCCACCCCCAUGGACGAGGCCGGGCCUCCCCAGCAGGAGGAGCCGGAGCCGGCCUUGGUCCUCCUCCCCCAGAAGCUCCAGGAGGAGCUGGAGGGCAGGCCGGGCGAGGGCAGGCUGCCCGACGAGGGCAUCGUCAUCCCGGACGCGGACAAGCACGAGCGCGAGGCCUCCACCAAGACCUCCAGCUCCGACUCGGGCAUGGAGGACGGCAAGAGCACCCCCACCUCGGAGGAGGAGGGCAAGGCCCCGAACACCCCCGACUCGGAGCAACCGCCCCUGCUGGCGCAGCCGGAGAGGGUCGACGUCGCCGCGGUCACCGAGGUCGCCGAGGUCACCCAGAGCAGGAUGGCGGAGGAGGAGAACAGCAGCAUAGGCAGUGGGGAGCUUCCGGCGGCCGGUACGGAGCCCAUCGCCCUGCCCAGCCCCACGCCAGAGCCCACCCCAGACCCCACACCCCUCAUCGGGCUGAACGGGAACCUCCGGAGGGGGCCCUCUCAUCGCUCGUCCAUCGGCAGCCACACGGACAGCCUGAUGCCCCUCGCGCACGGCAGGAACAAGAGGUGCUCGGACGCGGGCAGCUUGGCGUCCGAGGGCAUGGACAUCAGCCUGAACCUGUCUGGAGACAGCAAGGACAACGGGUCCAUGUCGGUCAGGGACUCUCGGUUCUCCAGCAAGACCCUGAAGCGCACCAGGAAGUUUGUCAUCGACGGCGUGGAGGUCAGCGUGACCACCUCCAAGAUCAUCAGCGACGACGAGAAGAAGGACGAGGAGAUGCGGUUUCUCAGGCGUCAGGAGCUGCGGGAGCUCCGUCUGCUGCAGAAGGAGGAGCACCGAGCUCUGGCCCUGCUCAACACCAAGCUGGACGCCCAGAAGGACCACAUGCAGCGACGCUUCGACCAGGAGAUGAAUGGCAAGAAGAAGUUCUACGACACGGAGCUGGAGAACCUGGAGAAGCAGCAGAAGCAGAUCAUCGAGAAGAUGGAGCAGGACCACAGCGUGCGCCUCCGCGACGAGAGCAAGCGCGUCCGCGCCGAGCAGGAGCGAGACCUCGCCCGGUUCCUGGAGCAGAUGAAGCAGAAGAAGAAGGAGGUGAAACACGAGGUUGAGAAGCUUCCUAGGAGCCAGAGGAAGGACUCCCUGAAGCAGAAGAUGAACACCUUUCAGCAUAUGAAGCAAACCGAGGAGCAGAAGUUCCUGGCGGCGCAGAAGAACCACCUGGACGCCACGCUGACGAGGAUCAUCGCGGAGAACAAGAGGGAGAUCUCCGACACGGAGAGGCAGUGUCUCCUGAAGAAGCAGCACCUGAUCAGAGAGAGGGAAGCCAAUAUCUGGGACAUGGAGGAGAAAAACCUCCAUGAGAAACACCAGCUUCUGAAGCAGCAGCUCAAGGACAAGUACUUCCUGCAGCGCCACCAGCUCCUCAAGAAGCACGAGAAGGAGCAGGAACAGAUGCAGUGCUACAACCAGAGGAUGGUGGAGAUCCUGAAGGGCCGGCAGCAGCAGGAGAAGGGCCGCAUGCCCAAGAUCCAGCGCAGCGAGGGCAAGACGCGCAUGGUCAUGUUCAAGAAGAGCCUCCGCAUCAACUCCACGGGCAGUGCUGCGGAGGACCGCGAGAAGAUCAAACAGUUCUCCCAGCAGGAGGAGAAGCGUCAGAAGGCUGAGAGGCACCACCAGCAGCAGAAACAUGAGAACCAGAUGAGGGAGAUGACGGGCCAGUGUGAGGGCAACGUCAGAGAGCUGCAGCAGCUGCAGAAUGAGAAAUGUCACCUUCUGAUCGAGAACGAGACCCAGCGCCUCAAAUCUCUCGACGAGCAGCACAACCACCUGCUAAGGGACUGGAAGGAGCACCUGAAGCCCAGGAAGAAGGCUCUGGAGGAGGAGUUGAACCUGAAGAAGAAGGAACAGGAGAUCUUCUUCAAGCUGAGUGAGGACUCGGAAUGCCUGAGCCCCAGUUCGCCCAACAAGCUCACCAAGUUCCUGCCUUACUCUGAAUCAUCCACCACAUAAAAAAGUCUUAUGGAAACACAUACACACACACACACACACACACAACACCUACUAGGCCGCAAGCACCACUACUGCCAGCAGCCUCAGUCUUAGUCUGAACAGAAAUGUCCGAUAAGUCCUCCAGCGAUAUUCUUUUUUUGUUUGUUUGUUUGUUUUUUGGAAUAUUUAUGUUUUAAAGAUUUUAUGUCAUGAAAAGAGGAUUAGACAAACCUGCCUUAUAGCUAUUAGGUUUCUUCCUACUGGUUUCCAUCUCAUCCAUCCGUUCUCUCUAAGUUUGCUUUUACUGAAGAACUGUUGAGUCAGAGUUUUGUGAGGAAGAUGAGAUGACUUCUUAGUUGAAACAUAACGUACGAAUAGUGUUGGUGCAACAAUCAUUAAGAUGCCUCAUAUAAUUACAGCGUCGCGGGAGCCAACAAAUAAGCACUUUUCUUACAGUAUCCCUUCCAAAGAUUCUUUGACUUCCAAACAAAGCUUUUUCAACUGAAUGUGCCUUGGCUCAAUUGCCUGUUUUGUUGAGAGUGCAUGUUGUCAUGCCGAUUAGAGGUGGAGGUUGUUGCCAAGUCCUAGUUAGUCUCUUUUUUUAUUGUCAAUGUUCAUGCAGAAAGGUGAUGAGAGCUCGAGUUUAACAAUUUACUUUCAGUGAGUGUCGGAUUCAGCACUGUAAAUAUGAACUUGAAAUGCUGAACACAGCAUGUUGACAGCCUCAGAACGUGUUGGAUGGAAACUGCUGCUGAGUUGGUUUAUUUGAUCUUAAGUUUGAAGGAGUGCUCGAGGAUGGGGAGAAGGGAGGAAUCAUCGCUCGUUCAUCCCCUUUUACAUUUUUUAUUUCCGACAUAGGAAAUGGAUGGAAAUGAAGUCACGUCUCCAUUAUGAAACUUUUUUUUGAGGGGAAUUAUGUUUUUAAUGAUUUAUUAUUUUGUUGGACUUAAAUAAGAGUAUAUUUGAAAUGUUGUCUUGUUUCCUUGCUGCGUUUUUACUGUAACUGUUCAAUCUAGCACACUGGAUGACAACUGACCAAGCCAAAGCAGAAUACUGUCGUCUUCUUUGAAGGAUCUUAAUACUUUUAGUUUUAAAAUAUGACUUAAAGUUUAUCUUUAUUUGUUAUGUUCAUUUUCAAUGCACUGUCAGCUAACCAAAGUGCAAUAUCUUUUGGCUUUAAGAUGUUUGUUGGUUUCCUUGCACAUAGAGGCCGAUAUUACAUUAUUUUAGGGAGUAUAGCAUCGUGUCCAUACUUUGUACUGAAACUUCAUGCGGUGGAACUAUUUUCGGCUGCUUUGGAAAAAAAGAAAAUUGAGCUGAUUUCUCAACCAGUUUUGGCUUGUUGCCAUGUCAUCAGGCCAGUCAUCAGGUACAGCUGUAUAUCCUGCCUGCCUCUCUCACAUCCUCUUCCUUACUCAGAGGAUGUCUUCAUUUGCUUUUAACAUUUCCUCCUUUGUUUGUGGUCAUAUGCUAUGACUGAUUCUGGUCUUGUUCUUCUUUCAAUUCUUAACUCUUUAUUUGUAUGAGGGAUGCAGUGAAUGUGACUGUCCAGAAGAUGGAGCCACUGUUGUGUAUAUAAAAUUCUAAUAAAUGCAGAUUUUCUAGUAUCUAUAAA
Molecule: messenger RNA, 5038 nt
Organism: Hypomesus transpacificus
Lineage: Eukaryota; Metazoa; Chordata; Actinopteri; Osmeriformes; Osmeridae
Gene: stk10
Product: serine/threonine kinase 10
Exons: 19
Coding region: 349-3444 (1031 amino acids)
Biological process (GO): protein phosphorylation
Molecular function (GO): ATP binding; protein serine/threonine kinase activity
Source: RefSeq, a predicted model, not a curated record